AUGGCCUCCAACAACCACCGCGAAACCCCGAAAUCGAGCAGGCGGGCACCCAGCGGCUCGCGGCCCCUCACCCCUACAGCAAGGGGAGAGAACCAGCGGUCCAACCCGGCUAGCACCACGGCACCCAGCCCGGGGACACCCGCUGGUGCUAGUGGCUACUCUCGGUCAGGCGCGGAGAAAACACGAACCCCGCCAUCCAGCCGAGAGACGUCCGCCAGUACUAGCGGCUCGGCCGGCACCGGCACUGACAGCACCCCGCCAUCCAGCCGACAUGCGCUAGCCAGCGUCUCUCGGUCCAAGACGGGCACAGGCGGUGUCGACGAGAGAGGGAGACAGCCGCGCAAGCAAUUGGACAACAAACGGAGCCGCAGCCGCAGCCGCAGCCCGAGGGAUCAGAGAAUGCAGCCGCCGAAACGUCCUCACCUCAGCGACAACAACCCUACGGUUGUCAACAGCAUGGCAGAUAAAUUUUACAAGCUUGCUGACACCAUGAUGGAGGCAAACCGAAAGCAAACAGCCACCGCCAGGGCACACACCGGCAAACUACCGGCAGGACUUUCAGCCCAAGUGAGGAACAUACAUAGAAACUUGGGAGAGCUGGAGUACAAGGCUUCUGAGAGGUUUACCUCGGCACACAAUGAGGCCGUGACUGCCCAGCUGGUGCAGUGCCUCCGAAGGAUGGGGAAGAAGACUGGGAGGAGAAAAGCAUGCAACCGAUGCUAUGAAAACCUGAGGGCCCAGAGCAAGCAGGAGGAGGCGGGGAAGGCAGAGACGACGAAGGCAAAGAAGAAGUUGACGAGCAGGAGAGACAGGCUAUUCAAGUCCAGACUGCGUGUCGCGCUGGAGCUGCUCAGUGAGGAGGACUACGAGUUCUUCAGCCACUCGGGACCAAUGUACAUGUCCGACGAGGAAAGUGAUGAGGAGGACAAGACGGUCGUCUGGGUAAAGCCACCUCAGUGGCGGGCACCCAGACUGACCGACAUGGCGUUAAGAUGCCAGAAAGUCCUAGACCUGAACUGGAGGAACAACACGACCCCUUCCUCCAACAAGGAGAGAAAGAGGAAGGACUUAGACUUUACUGACAGGCGGCGGCCAUCAGGACGCGCCGCCGAGAUGUACAUCUGGGUACCCGAGGAAGGCGAUGACGAUGACAACAGCAUGGGUGAAGAUGGGCGGGAAGACCACGAGCAAGAACAGGACCGGUCCGUGGAAAACGAAGAUGGAGAGGAGGAGCAGGAGCAGGAGGAGGAGGAGGAGGAAAGCGAGGAGGAAAGCGAGGACAGUGAGAGCUCUGGAACAGAAGAGGAUUGA
Branchiostoma floridae (Florida lancelet) is the source of this 1311-nucleotide messenger RNA. RefSeq names its product glutamic acid-rich protein-like. The transcript is spliced from 6 exons. Lineage: Eukaryota; Metazoa; Chordata; Leptocardii; Amphioxiformes; Branchiostomatidae. Bases 1 to 1311 code for a protein of 436 amino acids. The record is from RefSeq and is a predicted model, not a curated record.